GCUGAAGCCUCCGGACAAAGCGACGAUGAAGACUUUUUUGCUUCUGGACCAAAAGAAGCACUGAAACGACUUUGGGAACUCAGAGGAAUGCAGUUUCUUAUAUCAAAAAAGUUACCAAGGUUGUCACCUAGGGUGUAUAAUUUGAUGAAGAGUCUUUUAACUGAUGAAGAUGGCGACGCUGUUCCGGACACAGGAGGUCAUUCCGGAAUUUACAAUAAGUAA
This is a messenger RNA of Enterobius vermicularis (human pinworm), 222 nucleotides long. Lineage: Eukaryota; Metazoa; Nematoda; Chromadorea; Rhabditida; Oxyuridae. The record is from the annotation of a GenBank genome assembly.